AUGGCGGACCGGCUCACGCAGCUGCAGGACGCCGUCAACUCGCUUGCAGAUCAGUUUUGUAAUGCCAUUGGAGUGUUGCAGCAGUGUGGUCCUCCAGCCUCUUUCAGUAACAUUCAGACGGCGAUUAAUAAAGAUCAGCCAGCGAAUCCUACAGAAGAAUAUGCCCAGCUUUUUGCUGCACUGAUUGCACGAACAGCAAAAGACAUUGAUGUUUUGAUAGAUUCCUUGCCAAGUGAAGAAUCUACAGCUGCUUUACAGGCUGCAAGCUUGUAUAAGCUAGAAGAGGAAAACCACGAGGCGGCUACAUGUCUGGAGGAUGUUGUUUAUCGAGGGGACAUGCUUCUAGAAAAGAUUCAAAGCGCACUUGCUGACAUUGCACAGUCACAGCUGAAGACAAGAAGUGGCACCCACAGCCAGUCUCUUCCAGACUCAUAG
Messenger RNA from Pipistrellus nathusii (Nathusius's pipistrelle), 435 nucleotides. Lineage: Eukaryota; Metazoa; Chordata; Mammalia; Chiroptera; Vespertilionidae. The record is from the annotation of a GenBank genome assembly.